Molecule: messenger RNA, 1128 nt
Organism: Musa acuminata subsp. malaccensis (wild Malaysian banana)
Lineage: Eukaryota; Viridiplantae; Streptophyta; Magnoliopsida; Zingiberales; Musaceae
Product: transcription factor MYB4
Source: RefSeq, a predicted model, not a curated record
GAGUGGGAAGCAGCAUGGUCUCCUGCAAAGCCUUCUGAGAGAGGAAGGAAGGAAGGAAGUGUUUUGGCAACAUGGUGAGAGCUCCGUGCUGUGGGAUUGGUGUGAAGAAGGGGCCAUGGAGUCCGGAGGAGGACGAGGCUUUAGUAGGUUACAUCCAGAGAUGCGGCCACGGGAAUUGGCGUGCGCUGCCGAAGCAAGCCGGGCUUUCGAGGUGUGGGAAGAGUUGCAGGCUCCGGUGGAUGAACUACCUGCGGCCUGACAUCAAACGAGGAAACUUCUCCCUGGAGGAACAGGAGACCAUCAUCAGAUUGCACGAGACCUUUGGGAACAGGUGGUCUUCCAUUGCUGCCAGCCUACCUGGCAGAACGGACAACGAGAUCAAGAACGUGUGGCACACCCACCUGAAGAAGCUUGUCAGCCCCAACACUUCAUCCAGAGAACCCAAGAAGAAGAAGAAAGCAGGUGGUUCCCGGUCAAAGAAAGCCUCGGAGACCAUAACCAUGCAGCUCGAUACAGACUCAGAGAACGCGAUGUUUGUGUCAGUGGUGUCAAAGGCGCAAUCAAAUAGCGACUUCUCGUCUUGUGGCACUGAUUCACCGACGGUGUCGAGAGAGAUCAGUGACGAUGCAAGGGGAAGCUUCUCCUCGGACGCAUUCCCGGAGAUCGACGAGAGCUUUUGGUUGGACGCAUUCUCAAUGGAUGACUCUGCCUCAUCCGUCGAUCUUCCGCCGGUCAGUGAGCUUUCCAACCUGUUGGUAUCAUCCGACAGUGACGACAUGGACUUUUGGCUGCAAGUUUUCGAGGGAGUUGGAGAUUUGCAGGAGCUGUCACGAAUCUAACAGAUAGUCCGAGUACUAAAAUUCAUCUGACAUCAAUUCUUUCAAGAACUGAAACGAUUUGGUGGUGACCAACUGACAAUUCAAGAUAGAACGACAAGAACAGCAGCUCGAGAGGUUUUCUUUUGGAAGAAAAGAUUGAUCGGAAGCAUUUGGUCGAGCUAUUGAUCAUAUGAGGGACCAAAAUAGCAAAUGUAUCGGAUUUCAAUUUUAUAUAUUACCGGGAUGUUGUGCAAUCAGAUAAAUAUAAGGAAAAAUUAUUCCCCAUUUCUCUUUUUUUUUCUUUGUGUGU